AUGAGCUCACGGGAAAGGAAUGUUGCCAAGCGAAAAGCAAGAAGCUUGUCAAAACAUUUAUCUGGUAACAAUAAUGGAUCAGAAGAGGCUUGCCCUGUGAAACGUGUGAAAAGGGAACGAUCAUCAGGAUCUGUUGAAUCUGAUGACUCUGUGUCACAGAUGGAAGAGUCAGAAGACUGGCCUUUCCAGAACUUCUGUGAGGUGUUGAUGAAUGACUUGUUCCAUAGUUCAUGGGAGAUCAGGCAUGGGGCAGCUACAGGCUUGCGAGAAGUUGUCAAGCAUCAUGGCAGAGGGGCAGGGAAAGCUGCAGAUAUCCCCAGCAACCAGCUGUUGUCAGUAAACCAGAUCUGGCUGUCUGAUUUAGCUUUGCGACUCUUGUGUGUACUAGCACUGGAUAGAUUUGGGGAUUUUGUCUCAGAUGAAGUUGUGGCACCUGUCAGAGAAACCUGUGCUCAGGCCCUGGGUGCAGUGUUGAAGUACAUGGAAGAACCUGCAGUGUCAGGUGUGGUCAAUAUAUCACUGCAGUUGUUGGCUCAGGACCAGUGGGAGGUUCGUCAUGGGGCACUUCUGAGUCUCAAGUACAUUCUGGCUGUCCGACAGGAUAUGACAUCCCAGCUGUUGCCAAUGUUGCUGUCUGCUAUACAUAGAGGUCUGCAGGAUCCUGAUGAUGAUGUGAGAGCUGUGGCUGCGGCAUCUCUGAUCCCUGUGACUGAGUCACUGGUGCAAUGUUUACCAGGACAGGUAUCCAUUAUAUUGAGCUGUCUGUGGGAUACUCUUGCUGAUCUGGAUGACCUGACAGCCUCGACUAACAGUAUCAUGACCCUGCUGGCCAAGCUCAUGUCCCACCCAGUGACUAAGUCAUCAGCUUU
Molecule: messenger RNA, 869 nt
Organism: Candidula unifasciata
Lineage: Eukaryota; Metazoa; Mollusca; Gastropoda; Stylommatophora; Geomitridae
Source: the annotation of a GenBank genome assembly